AUGAGUGAGUUUUGGUUGUGUUUCAACUGCUGUAUUGCAGAACAGCCUCAGCCUAAAAGACGACGGCGGAUUGACCGAAGCAUGAUUGGGGAGCCAACGAACUUUGUUCACACAGCUCAUGUAGGAUCAGGAGACCUGUUCAGUGGAAUGAAUUCGGUCAGCUCAAUUCAGAACCAAAUGCAGUCCAAGGGAGGCUAUGGAGGUGGCAUGUCUGCAAAUGUUCAGAUGCAGCUUGUAGAUACAAAGGCAGGAUAAAACUUGGGGAAACCUUUCCAGUCUAUGUGAGUUCCUGUAUCUUCUUUCCUGUGUCCGUUUUUUGCCUUGGUGACUGCUUUCUGUGCUCAUGAUGAGAGAAGUGAUGGCUCAUUGUUCACCCUUUGUGAUUACUCCAGUGAGAAGUUGCUGUUCUGCUCUGAUGAUGCUAUUUAUCAGAUUGGUCUGACUGUGCCUUUCAGUGGCAUGCACACAUUGGCCUCUACCAGUAUCAUGGACAUAGAACUGUUUAGGAUUGUUUUUUGCUUUUUGUUUGUUUCAAGGUGAAUUAAAGCAACAACUUUAGCUUCCUUCAUCCCUCACAAAUACUAAUGUGCAACAUUCUGUUGCUGUUUUGUCUUUAAAUCUUUUCUGCACUCGAGUAAUUUAGAAAUGAGUGAGUUUCCAUUAGUGUCUUCAAUCAUCUAUUGUUCACACCCAUUUUUGAAAGGUCUGGGACCUGCAAGCACAAAAUUAUUUCAUACAAAAUCAGCAGAGUAGAUGAACGCAUGCUUUGUGAGGUUUCUUUGUAUGGUGGCCUGCUUGGUGCUAGAAGAAAAAAAAAAUGCUUACUGCAGACAGGUGAAAAAUUUUGCUGUGGCACCAAGUCAUGCCUGUUUCUGAAAAAGGACUUGUAACUUAGCUGCUUCAGAGUUAUGUCUUUAGUUUUUAUCCAAGUGGUCUUGAAAUAAUAAAGAGAGAGCUUGCAUUCAUGAGGCAUUUGUUGUAAAUGUUCAGUAUAUUUAUUUUGAAAGAGAUGACCUUGAGACUGUAAACCAGUGUAGUACCGUAUCAAAGUGUUGUGGAAGCGCUUUAGUCUAUGUAAAAAAGAAAAGCAUCGUGUUUGGCUGCUUCUUUUUCUUUCUACAGUUUUUCU
Messenger RNA from Phaethon lepturus (White-tailed tropicbird), 1129 nucleotides. RefSeq names its product CDC42 small effector 2 (gene CDC42SE2). The transcript is spliced from 4 exons. Gene Ontology annotation, cellular component: plasma membrane. Lineage: Eukaryota; Metazoa; Chordata; Aves; Phaethontiformes; Phaethontidae. Bases 1 to 255 code for a protein of 84 amino acids. Gene Ontology annotation, molecular function: small GTPase binding. Gene Ontology annotation, biological process: regulation of Rho protein signal transduction. The record is from RefSeq and is a predicted model, not a curated record.